CUCGCUAGUCCGCAGUCGCCUUGGCCAAUCGGAGCUCCGCUUCUUUCCAGGCACGGAAAGUUGUGCUCCAAUCAGCGAGUGCCGUCGUCGCUCGGGCAACAGCGUCCUAGAGACACCGAGUGGGCUGAGCCUCUGAGGACGGGGACAGACCUUGGGGUCCGUGCGCGGAAGUGACCCCGCGAGGCGGAGGAUUGAGAAAGGGGCCGGGGGAUUGAAUGUGCAGGAUGGCGGCCGUACCGCAUCAGCGCACUUUGGGUCCUCACCCGCAGAAAUCACACGUUUGAGACCCCACUCUUCGCCGUGUAGAGUGUAUUCAAGGAAUGGUUUCCAAAUAUGUCCACACCUUCUUCAACCACAGCUAUGGCCAAUCCGAUACUGUCAUCCUUAGAUGUUAAACGGAUUUUAUUUCAAAGCAUUACCAACAAAGGAGAUGACUUGAAGAAAGCCUUCCACCUGCUCGACACCGGUAACGACAGGACGGUGUCGAAGAAUGAACUGAGAAGGGUCAUCGCAGACUUCCUGCUGCCUCUCACGAGAGAACAGUUUCAGGACAUUCUGGCUCAGAUCCCUCUCACCCGCGCCGGUGCCGUUCCGUACCUUGAGUUCCUGUCCAGGUUCGGCGGAACUGACCUCAAUGUAAAUGCUGUAAAGAGGGGAGGUGAGAAUGCGAUGAACCACUGUCGGACGUUAAGAGACCUCGAAGCCCAAGUGGCAGAAAAGAUUUUCAAAAACAUUCACACCGUCGCCAAAGCCUUCAAGCUCCUCGACGUCAACAAGACGGGUCUGGUCCAAGCCCGCGAGCUGAGGAGGGUUCUGGAGACUUCGGUGCGAGGAUUGCUUGACGAACGUUUCUAUUUUAGGUUUGCAAAGCACUACAACGUUGAUAAAGACACCGCGGUGGAUUAUAAUGUUUUUUUGAAGAACCUCGGUACAAACAAUGACUUGAACCUUAAAUAUGAUGUGGGAAGUCAAGAGGUCUCGUGGGAGGAGCAACGAGCCAAGAACCCCAGCAGAGAGUGCCUCCCCAGUUCUCUUUCACCUGAAGAUAUCCGGGGAAACUACUCAUUAGACGACCUCGAGAGGGUCUUUUGCCAGGAGCUUUCCAGGUCCCAUGAAAGGGUUGAAAAGGCCCUGAGUGCAGGGGACCCUUCCAGAGGUGGGUACGUAUCUUUGAAUUACCUGAAGAUCGUCCUGGACACCUUUGUAUGCCGAUUACCAAGGAGGAUUUUCAUCCAGUUAAUGAAAAGAUUUGGACUCAAAACCACCGCUAAAAUCAAUUGGAAGCAAUUUCUAACAUCAAUUUAUGAGCCUCAGUGGUUGGAAACUAGCAAUAAAAUUCCCAUGACAAAAAGAAAUAGCAUCAACUCUAGACAACCUCGCCAAGAAAACAUUAUCCCACGGCUAUUUAGCCAUGAAGAUCACUCUACAGCAUUGAAGGAAGCACUUCUGAUCAUCAACUCCAAACCUGGCAGGCAGAUAACAGGGGAAGAAUUGCGACAUACGCUAAAUGACAUGGCGGUGAAAAUAAGCGAUUCAGAAUUCAAAGAACUAAUGCGAACGCUGGACCCUGGGAGCACCGGAUGGGUCAAUGUCAGCACGUUUGUUGAGCUGCUUGAAGAGAAGCCUAGGCUCAGCAAGCCAUCCCCCUGUGAAGACCCCAAGGCGCCUCUCCUCCUGGCGUGGGAUUCAGUGGAGGAGAUCGUUCACCACUCGGUGACUCGGAACCCCGGCUUCCGAAGGAUGCUGCAGUCAUGUGACCUCGGAGACACAGGGCUCGUUGGGCGACAGAAUUUCAAGAAGAUCAUGCGUGCGUUCUGUCCGUGUUUAACAGCCGAACACUUAGUCAAACUCUGCAAUAAGUUUCAGGAUAUUACUUCAGGAAGAAUCCUUUACAAGAAACUUUUGGCAUGCCUAGGAAUUAACGGCCCGCCUACUGUCUCUCCAGUUCUUGUUCCAAAGGAUCAGCUGUUCAAUGAACAUUUUCAAAAAGAGGACCAGCAGCAGCCAGAUCUUUCUGAGAGAACCGAGCCCACGGAGAGUAAAAGUGCCGUGACCAAGAAAGUGACCAAGGAGGAAGUUAUUGAAAAACUCAAAGACUGCAUACGGCAGCGGGACCCAGCGUUCAGAAAACGAUUUCUUGACUUCAGCAAGGAACCCAAUGGCAAAAUAAAUGCGCAUGACUUCAGGAAGGUACUGGAGGAGCACGGGAUGCCCAUGGAUGACGACCAGUACGCGCUGCUGACGGCGAAAAUAGGAUAUAAGAAGGAAGGGAUGAGCUACCUGGAUUUUGCAACAGGAUUUGAAGAUGCUGCCAUGAAUGGGCCGGAAGCGACCCCGCCUCAGACUCCAGGUCUUUCGAAAGGCACCUCGGACAGCUCCUUGAUUACAGCGAAAGAAUGCCUGCGCCAGUUCCCCCGGAGACUGAAGGAAUUCUUCCGGGACCCCUACGCCGCCUUCUUUAACCUGGACUUGGACCGGGACGGCCUCAUCAGCAUGCACGACCUCCGCAGGCUGCUGCUGCACCUGCGCUUCAACCUGAAGGAGGAGGAGUUCGAGCGUUUCCUGGGCCUCCUCGGCCUGCGGCUCAGCGUCACGUUAAAUUUCCGCGAGUUUCGAAAUUUGUUUGAGAAGAGACCGUUCAGGUCAGAGGAUGACGCGCCUCAGAGACUCCUCAGACCAAAACAGAAGGUCGCAGAUUCAGAACUAGCUUGCGAGCAGGCUCAUCAGUACCUUGUUACCAAAGCAAAAACCAGAUGGGCCGACUUGUCCAAGAAUUUCAUAGAGACGGACAGCGAGGGCAACGGCAUCCUUCGACGACGGGACGUCAAGAACGCGCUGUACGGCUUUGACAUCCCCCUCACGCCCAGAGAGUUCGAGAAGCUUUGGCUGAGCUACGACACCGAGGGAAGAGGGCAUGUCACUUACCAAGAGUUUCUACAGAAGCUGGGGAUCAGCUACUCAGCAGACGUUCACCGGCCCUACGCAAACGAUCACUUCAACUUCAUGGGUCACUUCACGAAACAGCAGCAGAUGCACGAGGAGCUCCGAGAGCUGCAGCAGAGCGCGGAGAAGGCCGUGCCGCCCAGGGAUAAGCUUAAGGACCACUAUCAAGAUAUCAGCAAAGCCCUCAGCAAGCUGGAUAAACCUAAAAAUGGCUCCAUAUCCUUCUGCAAGCUGCAGAAGCUGCUGCAGGAAUGCGGUUGUUCUCUGAAGCAAGAGGAGCUGACUGACCUUCUAAACAGUUGGGGCAUCAGCUGGCAUGAUAAUUCCAUCAGUUACCUCGACUUCUUGAGAGCAGUGGAGAACAGCAAGACAACAAGGCCUCAGCCGCGAGAGAAGAAAGAGCGUGUGCCCCUCGAUUUUGCGACCCUGAAUCCGGAGGAGGUUCUGAAGAGCAUCCAGGAGGUGGUCGCCGCCUCGGGUCAGGCUUUGUCGACGGCAUUUUCUGCAUUGGACAAAGAGGACACUGGGUUUGUAAAGGCCUCCGAUUUUGGACAAGUUCUUAAGGAAUUCUGUUACAAACUAGCAGAUAACCAGUAUCAUUACUUUCUGAGAAAACUAAGACUUCAUCUAACCCCCCAUAUAAAUUGGAAGUAUUUUCUCCAGAACUUCAGCAGUUACCUGGAGGAGACUGCUGCUGAGUGGGCCGAGAAGAUGCCCAAAGGCCCGCCGCCCAGAUCUCCCAAGGAAACGGCAAACCAAGCGAUCCUGGCCCGGCUCCACAAAGCCGUGGCCUCCCGCUACCACGCCAUCGCCCGGGAGUUUGAUGGCUUCGACACGGCCAAGACCAACACGGCCUCGAGGGACGAGUUCCGGUCCAUCUGUACCCGCCACGUCCAAGUUCUGACAGAUGAACAGUUCGACAGGCUCUGGGAGGAGAUGCCGGUCAACGAAGGGAGGCUGAAAUACCUCGACUUCCUGAGCACCUUCAGCUCCGAGAAGGCGGCCACACCGCCGGCCACGGACGACUCGGCCAAGGCGCAGAGAGGGAGCAGCGUCCCCGAGGUCUCGGAAGGAGGCAGGUCUGCAGGAUCGUCGCCCACCCGCAACCUGAGAACGGGGUCCAAACAGCAGAGUCACCCCUGCAGCCCGGUGGGUGCAGCGCUGCCCCUGCAGAACUGCGAGCUCAUCGAGAACAAGCUGCGGAAGAGGCUCCAGGGCUGCUGGCGCAAGUUCCUGAGGGAGUGUAAGGACCGGGACGCCGGCAAGCGGGGUGAGAUCGCCCCCGCCGACUUCCUGGCUCUCGCGGAGAAAUUCAACCUGGACAUAAACAGAGACGAGUGCCAGCAGCUCAUCGUCAAGUACGACUUAAAGAAUGACGGGACGUUUGCUUACUGCAGCUUCAUCCAGAGCUGCGUCCUCCUCCUAAGAGCGAAGGAGAGCUCCCUGCUGCAGAGGAUGAAAAUCCAGAACGCGAAUAAAAUGAAAGAAGCCGGUGCGGAGACCUCUUCCUUCUACUGCGCUCUGCUCCGCAUUCAGCCCCGGAUCGCGCACUGCUGGAGGCCCAUGCGGCGCGCGUUCAAGGCCCACGACCAGGGCGGGACGGGGUUUUUAAGCGUGGCCGACUUCAGGAAGGUCCUGAGACAGUACAGCGUCAUCCUCUCGGAGGAGGAGUUCUUCCACGUCCUGGAGCAUUACGACAAGACCCUGUCUGCCAAGAUCCCCUACAACGACUUCCUCCGGGCCUUCCUCCAGUAGGCGCCCGGGGUAGACCGACUUCCAGGACGUGCCCCGAAACGAAGCCCACCCCCCGCCCCACCCCCGCAACGAGCCCGCGGCUUCCGGGUCAGCCCAGGCCUGGCGCUGCGGCUCCAGCCUCAGCCACGGCCUCUCCCGCGGGCUGAGCCUCGGGACCGCCCGUUACUGCGAGCAAAUUAAAAUGUUAGUCUUUCCAAGAAUGCUUCUGGAGACUUUAAGAGAACCACCAUUAAUAACCUUUAAAACUUUAAACUUGAGUUUAAAUAAAACUCUUAUUCGUGAGA
This is a messenger RNA of Sus scrofa (pig), 4982 nucleotides long. The record is from RefSeq and is a predicted model, not a curated record. Lineage: Eukaryota; Metazoa; Chordata; Mammalia; Artiodactyla; Suidae.